This is a messenger RNA of Durio zibethinus, 2898 nucleotides long. Its product is annotated as protein DA1-like. The record is from RefSeq and is a predicted model, not a curated record. Gene Ontology annotation, molecular function: ubiquitin binding. Lineage: Eukaryota; Viridiplantae; Streptophyta; Magnoliopsida; Malvales; Malvaceae.
AAUUAGAAGGUGAAAUGGCCACUUGGGUUUGAUGAAUCUUUGUCAAUGCCUUUUGGAGUCGUGAUAAAAAGGAAUCAAUUUUAUAUCCUUUCAACAUGUUUGACUUUGACUUUGCUUAGAGCUAAAGAGCAAGUCUUUUCUUAGCUUAUUUUUCUUCCAUCCCUUGACACGUUAAACAAAAUUCUUCAACUUUUUUUUUUUUUGAGGGUUUUGGUUGUGCUAGAUUCUUUUUUUGGAGCCAAAGAAAUCAAGGGUGUUGCUGUUCUUCUUUGUUAUUUGCAUUCUUGAAUAGAUUAUUCAUUUUUAUACACAAAAGGGAGAGAGAAAAAAAAAAAAAAAAAAAAAAGCGUGAGAGAGGGAAUAUAUAGCUUUAUAGGACUGAAGAUAUUGUAACUUUUUGGUUAAUUAUGAGAUCUUAUCUCAUCUAGGUCUCUUCUACAGUCUUCUUCCACCCUUUGCUGCAGGUUGUUGAUUUGUCUGAGGUGAGUCAUUUCUCCACUUGGUUGAUUCUUUACCUUUUGUGCUUUAAAAACCUGCAAUUUAGUCCUUAUAUGUCAUGAUUUUUAUGUCAUCGUGAGCUGGAAAGAAUCUGGUUUUUUUUCCUCCUUUCUCUUUCUUUCUGUAUCUCUUUAUAUUCACUUGGUCUGGAGACAAAUUUGAUGCUUUUCACUCGUUUUUAGCUUAAACAUUCUGGGGUAGCGCAAUGCCAGGUGAGUGAUUUUGAUUGCUACUGUUUUUCCUGGUUUGACUUGCUUGCAUUGCAUUGAUGACAAAUGCAGCCGAACUGAUUUAACCUAUUGUAGGCAAUUGUGAUAUGCUGUUAAUAUGUUUGAACCCCUGUUAUUAUUUAUCAAACAUAAAAUAGUUGAUCUGCCUAGCUUCUAGAGUCAUGUUAGCAUUCUUCUCUUCUAGGCUGCUUUUAAUCCGCUUUGAUUAUAUUCUUUGGGAACCGGUUUUGGCUGAAUAAUAUGACAGUUACUGGCAUUGUCUCCCAUUAUGUUAUUUUUGCUGCGUUUUGAUAAUCUUCUAUAUUAGAACGGUGAAUCUUCUGUCAAGCUAUGUUCAUUGAUGAUUCUUCACUUAAAAGUGUAUAUUUCUCCCAUUUAUGUAGCGUGAGUUGUAUAUUUUCCUUCAUUUUGGCCUACAUUUUAAUUUACUGCAUUUAAAAAAAAAAUCAUUUAGAUUUUGCAAUAUCUGUGUUUAUUUGCUUCCAUGUAUGUUCUAUUUGCAGGCAGAAACCUUACUGAUUAUGAGCAGAUAACAUCCUGCAUAAUGGAUUGGAUUAAAAAAAUUUUCAAGGGCUGUACACAUAAAUUUUCAGAGAGACAUUAUCAUGGACAUUAUGCGGAGGAUCCUCAAUUUUAUUCACCUUCUGGCUCAGGGGAUGCAUGGCAGGAGCAUGAGAAUGAAGAGAUAGAUCAUGCUAUUGCCCUCUCCCUUCUAGAGGAAAGUCAGAAGAGGAGAAAGUUUAUAGAUGAUGAAUCUCAAGAAGAGGAAGAUGAGCAACUUGCGAGAGCUACACAAGAAAGCUUAAACUUUGAACCUCCUCUCCAAUAUGAAAAUGCAAAUACAUAUCAACCUAUCCCAGUCCAUUUUCCGAUGGGAUACAGGAUUUGUGCUGGUUGCGAUACUGAGAUUGGUUAUGGAAGAUUUCUAAAUUGCCUUAAUGCAUUUUGGCAUCCAGAAUGUUUUCGCUGCCAUGCUUGUAGCCUCCCAAUUUCAGACUAUGAGUUCUCUAUGUCUGGGAAUUACCGUUUUCAUAAAUCUUGCUACAAGGAGCGCUACUAUCCAAAAUGUGAUGUCUGCAACAACUUUAUUCCAACAAACCCUGCUGGUCUUAUUGAAUAUAGGGCACAUCCUUUUUGGACCCAGAAGUACUGUCCUUCUCAUGAACAUGAUGGUACUCCACGAUGUUGCAGCUGUGAGCGAAUGGAGACACAAGAAACAGGGUGUGUUGCCCUUAAUGAUGGACGGAAGCUCUGCCUAGAGUGUCUAGACUCUGCAAUAAUGGAUACCAAGCAAUGCCAUCCCCUUUAUCAGGAUAUACAAGAGUUUUAUGAAGGUUUAAAUAUGAAAGUGGAGCAGCAAGUUCCGUUACUCCUGGUUGAAAGGCAAGCUUUGAAUGAAGCCAGAGAAGGAGAAAAGAAUAGCCAUUAUCAUAUGCCAGAGACUAGAGGACUCUGCCUUUCUGAGGAACAAACUGUCAGCACUAUUCUAAGGCGACCGAGAUCUGGGACAGGAAAUCAAGCCAUGGACAUGUUAACGGAGCCCUACAAAUUGGCACGUCGAUGUGAAGUGACUGCGAUUCUCAUUUUAUAUGGCCUGCCAAGGUUACUGACCGGAUCAAUCUUAGCCCAUGAGAUGAUGCAUGCAUGGAUGCGACUUCAAGGUUUCCCGACUCUUAGUCAGGAUGUCGAGGAGGGUAUUUGUCAGGUGUUAGCACACAUGUGGUUACUUACCCAGCUCAAUUCUUCUUCAAGCAGCAAUGUUGCAUCAACUUCAUCCUCCACAUCUAGUAGGUUAAAAAAGGGCAAAAGACCCAACUUUGAGACGAAGCUUGGGGAGUUCUUCAAGCACCAAAUUGAAUCAGACACUUCCCCUGUAUAUGGAGAUGGUUUCAGAGCAGGCCAUCAGGCAGUUUAUAAAUAUGGUCUUGGAAGAACGCUUGAACAUAUUCGGAUGACUGGGAAGUUUCCUUACUGAAAUCCCAAACCCCGUACUCUCAAACUCGCUUCUCUAUUCUUUAAAAGAGUUAAAAGCUUGGCCUUUUCCUAUUAGAACCAAAGGCCAAAGCACAAAGGAUCAUAUCUUUAUAGGGUAGGUUGCAGAAGUACUACUAGUUUUCAUUCCUUGUGGCUGUCAGUGACAUUCUUUAUGAAAUUUUUAAUCAAUUUUAUC